This is a messenger RNA of Durio zibethinus, 1805 nucleotides long. The record is from RefSeq and is a predicted model, not a curated record. NCBI's taxonomy places the organism in Eukaryota, Viridiplantae, Streptophyta, Magnoliopsida, Malvales, Malvaceae.
GUCCACUGGAUCAAGACCACAAUAAUUGAGUGCAUGGCGUCAGAUUUGUUUGUCAAUGCAAAAGUAGUAUCUGAGAAUUGAAACAGAGAAGGCAAGUGAAAAGUAUCGGUAUAAAGCCCCCUGAUAUAAAGUGCCUGGUCUUUCUGUCCUCUCUCUCUCUCUCUCUAUAAUUUUUUCUCUUCAUGUUGAUUUUGUUACAAUGUGAAGCACAGGGAAGCUUUUGGAUAAAAGCUUUCUUUAUCUUCACCAUCCCAUUAAUCAUUAAAUAAAAAGAAAAGAAAAUUUUUUACCCAAAACGCAAGUUGUCCUCUUCCUAAGAAUAAAAGCCAUAAAACUCUCUUCCUAUUAUCAUCCAUUUCAUCUCUCUACACCACAGAUUCCGAUUCGAAUCCAAUCUGACAUUUACUUGUCAGCUCCAACGUUUCCCGGAUUGUGGGAAUUCUGGGUUUUUGCUAGUUGUCCAAGAAUAAAAACUUGUUCCUUUUUUGGUGAAGAAAGAUGUCGAUUUUACCCAAAAGUGAAUCAAUCCAUAUAAGGGAAGUUUGGGACGAGAAUCUGGCAUGUGAAUUCGAGUUAAUUCGAAAUAUUGUGGACGAUUUCCCUUACAUUGCUAUGGACACUGAGUUCCCGGGUAUUGUUCUUCGCCCAAUAGGCAAUUUCAAGAGCAGUUCUGAUUACAAUUACCAAACUUUGAAAGCAAAUGUUGAUCUUUUGAAAUUGAUUCAGUUGGGUCUUACUUUCUCUGAUGCCAAUGGGAAUUUACCUACUUGUGGAACUGAAAAAUACUGUGUUUGGCAAUUCAAUUUCCGUGAAUUCGAUCCCAAUGAGGAUGUUUAUGCCAAUGACUCCAUUGAGCUUUUGUCUCAAAGUGGCAUUGAUUUUCAGAAGAACAAGGAAAAGGGUGUUACUGCUCAUCACUUCAGUGAACUGUUAAUGUCAUCUGGAAUUGUUUUGAAUGAUAGUGUGCAUUGGGUGACCUUUCAUAGUGGUUAUGAUUUCGGGUAUUUGCUUAAGUUGCUUACUUGCAAGAAUCUUCCCGAUACCCAAACAGGCUUCUUUAGUUUGAUCAAGAUAUAUUUCCCAACUCUUUAUGAUAUCAAGCAUCUGAUGAAGUAUUGCAAUAGCCUUCAUGGUGGGUUGAACAAGCUUGCAGAGCUGUUAGCUGUGGAGAGGAUUGGUAUUUGUCACCAAGCCGGUUCGGAUAGUUUGCUUACUUGUUGUACAUUCAUGAAACUGAAAGAAAAUUUCUUUAAAGGUUCGACUGAGAAAUAUGCUGGUGUGUUGUAUGGUCUUGGUGUUGAGAAUGGACAGAAUACUGCUUAAAUAUCAAAGAACUAUGAAAUAAUAUCUCCUUCUAUCUGCUCUCUUAUCAUCAGCCUAUCUUACACAUCUGUCAUUUCUUUUAUUAUUAUUAUUAUUAUUAUUAUUGUUAUUAUUAUUAUUCUUAUUAUUAUUAUUAUGAUGUUCGGGAUUAUAACAUUUCAUUGCUGGUCAUCAAAGAGGGUGGGAGGGAAUAGUCAAAGAAAUGUUUUAGAAUGACCAAGGGACAUGGCUCUCAUGUUCCUGAGAUUUUCUGUCUGUUUGUAAGCUUUGCUUUCCAAAAUCCUGGCCUGGUCUUCUUCUGAGCAAUUACGUUCAAAUAAAUAGGUAGAAGGAUAAUUUCAUGGUGGUUUUGAGCUUUUCCCGUGUGUUUGUUUACUACUACGAUAACGUUAUCCAAAUGUCUUUCAUUGCAAUUAAUUCAUGGUCUCACAGUUCAGUGUUUCCAAGGUGCAACUGCGAGGUAACUUGGUGACAUUUGAUAC